Episyrphus balteatus (marmalade hoverfly) is the source of this 2253-nucleotide messenger RNA. RefSeq names its product mitochondrial import receptor subunit TOM70 (gene Tom70). The record is from RefSeq and is a predicted model, not a curated record. Gene Ontology annotation, molecular function: protein binding. The transcript is spliced from 3 exons. The coding region runs from base 1 to 1743 and encodes 580 amino acids. Lineage: Eukaryota; Metazoa; Arthropoda; Insecta; Diptera; Syrphidae.
AUGUCUCGAGGAAACGUUGGCUCCACUGGCUUGUCUAGAUUACAAUUGGCUCUUAUCAUCGGAACUCCUGUAGUCAUUGGCGUUGGCUACUAUCUGUACAAAAAGAACAGUAAGUCGUCAUUGGAUGAUGAUGGGAAACCCACUUCAUCCAAAAAGAUUCCUCUUAAAAGCUUAAAAGACCAGUCGAUAUCUCUUGACGGUACAGAAAGCGAAAAAGACGUCGAAAAGAAAAAGAAAGCCGAAUUGGAAAGCGAGAAACUGUCGCCUUUAAAAGAGGCAACGAAUUACAAGAACGAAGGAAAUGUGUGCUAUCGCAAAGGCAAAUACGACGAAGCGAUAUUGUUUUAUGACAAAGCCAUAGACAAAUGUCCACCACAGAAUCACAACGACUUGGCUAUCUUUUAUCAAAAUCGGGCGGCUGCCUAUGAAAUGUUGAAGAAGUGGUCGAAAGUGAAGGAAGACUGUUCUAAUUCUAUAUUACACAAUCCUCGGUAUGCCAAAGCCUAUUUCCGCCGAGCGAAAGCUAGCGAAGCCACAAAUGAUUUACUCGAGUGCCUUGACGAUGUAACGGCGACUUGUAUUUUGGAAAUGUUCCAAAAUCAAAACACAAUUUUGUAUGCUGAUAGAAUUCUAAAGACAACUGGAAGAAUUGAUGCUGCCAAGGCUAUUGUUACAAGAGUUCCAAUUUUACCUUCGAAGAAUUUCAUUAAGACAUUCUUUAAGUCGUUUGUCCAGGAUCCAUGUGUGGUGAAAGAAGUUCCAAAAUCAGAAGAUCCAAAAGGAUAUGUGCGAGCUAAAAUGGCAUUUGAUAGUGGUAAAUUUGAUGAUGUAAUACCAGCGUGCACUGAAGAAAUUGAAUCUAGUGAAUCGGAAUCACAGUAUAAAUCUGAAGCUCUUCUGAUGCGAGGAACUUUCCAUUUGUUGUCUGCCAACUUUGCCGAUUCAAAAACAGACUUGGAUGCCGUCAUCAAUAAUGCUGAUGCCGACGUCAAUCUACGAGCAAAUGCACUCAUCAAACGAGCCUCGCUUCAUAUUCAGCUUGACGAUAAAAAUACGGGCAUGGCUGAUUUCGAACUGUCUGUAAAACUUGCACCCAAAAAUCCCGAUGUCUACCACCAACGUGCUCAAAUCUAUAUUCUUAUGGAUCAGUUGGACGAAGCCCUUAAAGAAUUUGAAAUGUCUGUUAAAUUGGCUCCCAAACAUGCUAUCGCCUACAUACAAAAGUGCUAUGCCGAAUAUAGACUGUCAAUAUUGAAUCAAGAUCAAAUGCGCCUCAUGGCGAUCAUGAAUGAGUUUAAGAAUGCCGUCGAAAAGUUCCCCGAUUGUGUGGAGUGCUACAGUCUGAUGGCCCAAGUCCUCAGUGACCAAUCACAAUUCGAUCAAGCCGAUUCGUUCUUUGAAAAAGCAAUAAAAAUGGCUCCAGAAAAUGCCUCAUUCUAUGUGCAUCGCGGUAUUAUGUGGUUGCAGUGGAAAGGAGAUGUUGAUAAGUCUGUUGCCUUAAUGAAGAAGAGUAUUGAAAUCGAUGAGAAGUGUGAACUAGCCUACGAAACACUGGGAACCAUUGAAGUACAACGUGCUAAUCUAGACGGAGCUGUUGAAUUGUUCGAAAAGGCCAUCAAAUUGGCCAAGAGUCAAACGGAAAUGUCGCAUUUAUAUGCAUUAAGAAACGCUGCUGUUGCCCAAAUAAAUGUUACACGAAAACUUGGAAUCGAUUUGUCAGCGAUAUCGGCUCUGGGGCGUUAAAUAUUUUUUAUUUUAGAGAAACAAACACUUCUUCUUUGGCACCUCACAAUGUCAUUGCAAUUUGUAUUUUUAACUAAUUUUAUAAUUGUUUUUCCCUUGUUCAUUUUUUUUUCACAUUUGAUUGAGUUUCAUUUAAGAAAAAAAAAAAAAAUUCUUCGUUCCUUUUUAUUUUAUUUGUAUUCGACAACAACUAGCGUGGCAUUUUUUUUUAUCGAAUACAAAUAGAAUCAAACAAAAUAUCACAAGUUAUAAAAAAUUAUGUUUUUUUGUUCUAAAAUUUAAAUCAAUUUGAAAUGUUAUCGAUUAAGUUAUGCAUAGUUUAGUAUUCAAAUGAGGAAUUCAUUCAAAUGAGGAAUUCAAGGAAAAACAGAACAAGCACGAAGAUCUGGUAAAUCCUCCUUUAUAUGAUAACAUUUCAAAUUGAAUUGAGUUUCAGAAUGAACAUUCAAGUAUAACGAAAACAAAAUAAAAAGUUUAAUAAACCGUUAAGUAGUAUGUUAAUUACAAAAA